CGAAGGCCUGGUCUUGAACCUCAGAAGGUGAGAGAACCACAUCCUCGUCUCACCUACCCAAUCUCCUAAAAUCGGACACGGGGACAUCCUGUCCUACUAUACCACCUGUCCACUGGCUGCCCCCAGAGGGUCCAGGCAUGUCCAUCAGGGCCAUCUUUUCUCCUUAGCGGGACAUGGCCCAAAGUCCCAAGUAGUGGAGGUUCUUGACAAGUCAUGUGUGAGCCCUACUUGUCCUAGGCUCCGGUAGUCGAUCCUCUACUUAGACCUCACCACUGAGGUCCGUCUGCUUCGCCAAUGGGAGGUAUGGCCAAGGUGCUGCUGGUCGUCUUCAUCAUGGUUUAUGCAGGAUCCUGUGCUGUCCGGGUGUCUCAGCCCCCUGAGAUUCGUGCACAAGAGGGCACCACUGCCUCCCUGCCCUGUUCGUUCAAUGCCAGCAGAGGGAAAGCGGCCAUUGGCUCUGCCACAUGGUACCAAGACAAAGUAGCCCCGGGGAUGGAGUUGAGCAACGUGACCCCAGGGUUCAGGGGCCGAGUGGCCUCUUUUUCUGCUUCCCAGUUCAUUAGAGGCCACAAGGCCGGGCUGCUCAUACAGGACAUCCAAAGCCAUGACGCCAGAAUCUACGUGUGCAGAGUGGAGGUGCUAGGCCUGGGCGUCGGAACAGGAAACGGGACUCGGCUGGUGGUGGAGAAAGAGCCUCCUCAACAAGCCUCCAACGCAGAGCCAGAGCGAGCUGCCUACACAAGUCUCCUCCUUCGCGCUGGCGUCUAUGCCCUCAGCUUUCUCUCUGUGGCCACCGGCAGUGUCAUCUAUUACCAGGGCAAAUGUCUCUGUCACGUGGGAAACACCGCCACUCCUCCCACAGCCUCUGAGGAGCGAUUCUAAAUCCCAAAGAUCCAGCACUCAAAGAGGCCGGCAAUAAAUCCUUACAUUUUCUCGUA
Rattus rattus (black rat) is the source of this 938-nucleotide messenger RNA. It is a transcript of the gene Ncr3, whose product is annotated as natural cytotoxicity triggering receptor 3. Bases 295 to 882 code for a protein of 195 amino acids. NCBI's taxonomy places the organism in Eukaryota, Metazoa, Chordata, Mammalia, Rodentia, Muridae. The transcript has 4 exons. Gene Ontology annotation, biological process: natural killer cell activation; positive regulation of natural killer cell mediated cytotoxicity; immune response-activating cell surface receptor signaling pathway. The record is from RefSeq and is a predicted model, not a curated record.